AUGGCCAGAAAAAAGUCUGCUGCCAAAAGAGCCAGAGAGGCUGAUCCACAGCAACCAGGGUCUGAGCCCGUUGCAAAGGACAAAGACGUGGCUGUCGAACAAUCGAAAAGCGAACCAGUCGAGAGCGAGAUCGCAGACGACGAUGUGGAAAACGAGGACGAGAGCUCUGAGGAAGAAGACCAGUACGGCGAUCUUUUGACCGAGGACGUUGAAGAAGGGUUCCAGAAAGUGCUUCAGGCAAUCAAGACCGGAGACAAGGCUCUGUUCGAUAAGAAUGUGAAGUUUUUCAAAGAUCCAGAGGAGGCAGAGGUUCCCAUCACCAAGAAAGAGAAGCCUAUGUAUUUGAAGGAUUACCACAGGAAAGUCCUUUUGGACGGCCAUGCCUUUGAAGACGACGACGGCGAAGAGCGUGAGUGGAAGGAGGGCGAGAAGCCGUACGCCCUUCAACAGCAGGAAGACAAGAGCAAGCUGCUUUCUGAGAUCCAGUCUGCGUUCAGUGACGAGGAGGGCGACGACUUUUUGCAGAAGAAAGAGGUGCAGCGCGAGAUCAAGCCUGCGAAGUCGCUUCCAGACCCACAGCAGGACGGAGAGAAAUUUCUGGAGGCAUUUCUGGAGAAAGAAGCGUGGAUUCCGGAGCAGGAGGAGUCGAGACCAGAGAUGGAAGAGGAUGACGAGGAGUUUGACGAGGCGGCCGAGAAGUUUGAAAACGCGUACAAUUUCCGUUUCGAAGACCCCAAUGCUGCCGAGAUCAUCUCGUAUGCCAGAUCGCAGGCCACUAUGAGAAGAGAAAAAAUGAACAGCAGAAAGAAGCAGAGGCUAAAGAAGAAGGAGGAGCAGCUAAGAGAGGAGGAAGAGAAGCAGGAGCUUUUGCGCAAGAAAAAACAGAAGAAAGCCACUCAAGUUCUGGACCGUUUGAGGGAGAUAAAAGAGGCGGUUGGCGAUAAGGUUUCCGAGGACACGAUAGCACGUGUGUUUGGCGACAGUUUGUUAAAUGACGACUUUGACGAUGCGGAGUGGGACAGCAAAAUGGCGGAGAUUUUCAACGAGGCUUUCUACGAGGAAGACGGCAAGCCGGAGAAGCCCGAAGUGGAGUUGAGCGAAGAGGAAAAGGUGGAGGAGGAGGAAGAAGAAGUGGAGGAAGAGCCAAAGGAAAACAAGUCCAAAAAGUCGAAGAAGAAGGAAGAGAAAAUCGGCAAGAAGAAGGAAAAGCAGAAGCUGAAGGAGGUGGCCGAGAAGUUAGUCAGCGCCAACACCCCCAAGCUUCUUGAGGAAGUUGAAGAAGAACGUGGCAGAGGCAAGGAUAAAGAGGAAAUCAAAUUCAGGUACCGUGAGGUUUCUCCGGAAUCGUUCGGCCUCACUACCAGAGAAAUCCUCGUUGCAGAUGAUAAGGAUCUGAACGAGCUUAUAGGACUCAAGAAGUUUGCUCCGUACAGACCGAAGGAGCUGAGGCUGAAGGACAAGCGGAAAUACGCAAAGAAGAAGAGGCUUCGUGAAUGGCGGAUGAAAGUCUUCAAGAGCGCUGACGGACUGGCCGACGACGAGCCUGCUACCAAAAAAACGAAAACUGAAUAG
Molecule: messenger RNA, 1572 nt
Organism: Ogataea angusta
Lineage: Eukaryota; Fungi; Ascomycota; Pichiomycetes; Pichiales; Pichiaceae
Exons: 1
Coding region: 1-1572 (523 amino acids)
Biological process (GO): endonucleolytic cleavage in ITS1 to separate SSU-rRNA from 5.8S rRNA and LSU-rRNA from tricistronic rRNA transcript (SSU-rRNA, 5.8S rRNA, LSU-rRNA)
Cellular component (GO): nucleolus; 90S preribosome
Source: RefSeq, a predicted model, not a curated record